AUGCUGCCUGGGCCACCUCUGAUAGCUUCCCAAGAGCCAGUGCAGUGGCCAUCCAAAUGGCUGCCCAAGAGGUUCCCCUGGGAUGUGGACAGAAACCCUGGCGGAGUCUUCUGUCUGUGGGCCCACCCUUCCUUGAGCUCCUGCAAAUACAGAUGAGCCCAGCUCCUCUCUGAAGAUUCCCCUGAUGCGUGCAACUCCCAGCGUGCUCUAGAGCCCAGUGGGGUAGAUGGAGCAGUUAUGGGCAGCAGCUUGGAAACAGACCUCCAGUCCUCAGGCAGCUCACAUCCUGGUGUGCCCCCCACCCCCGAAGGACGCCGUGGCGGAAGGAGCUGCAGGAGGGAGACUGGGGAAAGCAGCCGUUGAGAAGACCUUCCGCUCUUGCUGGGAAACGGGCCUCACGGAUACAAGAUGGCUUCGGUGGUCUCAGGCAUCUCCUCACGAUGUCCCAAAGCCGGAAGAGAGGCUACUGUUAUUAAAAACUAGAAAACGUUCCCAAACCUGGCAGAACUGCGCCGCAGACCCUUUCCUGAAACCAUUCCUGGCAAAGGGAAUAGCUUUCUGUGGCCGACUAAUCAAGAUGCACUCCUUCGGGCAGGGCAGGGGCUUGCCCAGUAGCUCUGCUGUUUGUAAGACGGAGGAAGGACAGCUGCAGGACUAAGAGUGCCUGCCACACGGGUGAACUUCCCGGGAUAUCACUGGUGCAACUGCUCCCAUUUAAGCAGCCAGCUGCUUGGG
Molecule: messenger RNA, 735 nt
Organism: Balaenoptera acutorostrata (minke whale)
Lineage: Eukaryota; Metazoa; Chordata; Mammalia; Artiodactyla; Balaenopteridae
Gene: PRCD
Product: photoreceptor disc component
Exons: 5
Coding region: 227-658 (143 amino acids)
Cellular component (GO): photoreceptor outer segment membrane
Molecular function (GO): opsin binding
Source: RefSeq, a predicted model, not a curated record